Rhagoletis pomonella (apple maggot) is the source of this 564-nucleotide messenger RNA. Its product is annotated as calcyphosin-like protein. The record is from RefSeq and is a predicted model, not a curated record. The transcript is spliced from 3 exons. Gene Ontology annotation, molecular function: calcium ion binding. Lineage: Eukaryota; Metazoa; Arthropoda; Insecta; Diptera; Tephritidae. Bases 10 to 489 code for a protein of 159 amino acids.
UUCCGCAAUAUGGAUGAUGAUGACAGCAAAGCUUUGAAUUACGAGGAGUUCAGUAAGGGCAUAAAAGAAACUGGUCUGGAGUGCACGGAAAACGAGAUUAAGGAUAUGUUUGCCAAAUUCGAUGAAGAUAACAGCGGUUCAAUAAAUAUGACCGAAUUUUUGCUGAAAUUGCGGCCAUCCAUAUCCCAGUCCCGUUUGGAUAUCAUCGAUAAGGCAUUUAAGAAAAUCGACCGCACUGGUGAUGGCGAAAUCACAAUUGAAGACUUGAAGACAGUAUAUUCUGUGAAGGAUCAUCCCAAGUAUCUUAGUGGUGAAAUGACGGAGAAUGAGAUACUUACACAGUUCCUUAAUAAUUUCGAGGGUGGAAGCGGCAAUCGCGAUGGCAAGGUGACGAAAGAAGAAUUUGUUAAUUACUAUGCCACAAUCAGCGCUUCAAUUGAUAAUGAUGCCUACUUCGAUUUGGUGAUGCGGCGUGCUUACAAACUUUAAAUGCAACAAAACGCUAACAAGGAGAUCGUGAAGAAUAGUAGCUGCCAUAAAUAAAUGUAAAAAAAAACACAAAAU